AUGGCCGAUUCCGAACCAUUCCCUCUUCUCAACACCUCCGUCGACCAAUUGCACUCCGUCGUCGACCAUUCCCCCAACACGUCUCGAACAACGACGACGACGACGACGACAACAAGACGACGAAAGUCUAGCGCACUUGGGCAAGAUAUCCGCGCCGGCGAUACUGGUCCCGCGCUCGCAACCUACGGAGCUAUCGACGGCCCCAUCACGCCUACUGAAUCUACCAAACGCCUCUCAAAACGCCGCCGUGCUCGCGGCGGCCUCUCUCGCAUUCGUCAGGCCAUGACUAGACACACGUACCUCGUGCCCGCCCUCAUCGUCGCUAUCACCGCCGCCCUUUAUGCUGUCAAGCCCAACGAUUCGAAUCCCGUACAUCGCUUCAUCUUCCUCUCGUACCGCUUGCCGCCCGACCCUGCCAAUCCUGGCGUCCCGGCUCAAUAUGGCAAAGGCCUCUGGGACAUCGCCUUUGUGUCCUUUUACACGGUCGUCCUGACCUUUACUCGCGAAUUUGUCAUGCAGGAACUCUUACGACCAUUGGCCCGUGCCGCUGGCAUUCGAUCCCGGGGCAAGCAGGCUCGCUUCAUGGAGCAGAUGUACACCGCCAUCUACUUUGGAUGCCUCGGUCCCGCUGGCUUAUACGUAAUGAGUAAGACGCCCGUCUGGUAUUACAACACGCGUGGUAUGUACGAGGACUUCCCGCACAUGACCCACGAGGCCGGCUUCAAGUUCUACUAUCUCUUCCAGGCGGCGUAUUGGGCCCAGCAGGCAAUCGUCUUGCUGCUGGGUAUGGAGAAGCCCCGUAAGGACUUCAAGGAGCUGGUUGGCCAUCAUAUUGUCAGUCUUGCCUUGAUCGGCCUCAGCUACCGCUUCCACUUUACGUACAUGGGAUUAGCAGUAUACUCGACACACGACAUUAGCGAUUUCUUCCUCGCAACGUCCAAGGUUUUGAACUACAUCGACUCGCCCAUUGUUGGACCUUACUUUUUCCUCUUCAUGUGUGUCUGGAUUUACCUGCGCCAUUUCAUUAACCUCAAAAUCAUCCUCUCCCUCUUCACGGAGUACACCACUGUCGGACCUUUCGAGUUGAACUGGGCCACACAACAGUACAAGUGCACCCUUUCGCAGUACAUCACUCUCGGUCUCCUCGCGUCCCUCCAAGCUUUGAACCUCUUUUGGCUGUUCUACAUCUUUCGCAUCGCGUACCGCUUCCUCCGCUACGACAUUGCGGAAGACGACCGCAGCGACGCUGAAGCCACCGACGUCGAUGACGAAACCGAGAAGAGGAGGAAGAAAGCCUUGGCCGACGACAAGAGCAAUGGUCGCGCUUCCGGACGGAGCAGCAGUGCGCCCAGAGCCAGGCCUGCCAAUGGUCAUACGAAAUAA
This is a messenger RNA of Colletotrichum higginsianum IMI 349063, 1383 nucleotides long. RefSeq names its product TLC domain-containing protein. NCBI's taxonomy places the organism in Eukaryota, Fungi, Ascomycota, Sordariomycetes, Glomerellales, Glomerellaceae. Gene Ontology annotation, cellular component: membrane. Bases 1 to 1383 code for a protein of 460 amino acids. The record is from RefSeq and is a predicted model, not a curated record. The transcript is spliced from 3 exons. Gene Ontology annotation, molecular function: sphingosine N-acyltransferase activity. Gene Ontology annotation, biological process: ceramide biosynthetic process.